AUGGAGGCGGAGCCCAAGAUCGGCCUGCGCUUCACACCAGGCGAUGGAGCUUCCGCGGCGGCCAAGGGGGUCUAUGUCGCGGAGCUCUCCAAGAGCUCCCCGCUGAGUGCUACGAUACCUGCACUCACCGAGACACUAGGUGUUCCUGCGAAUGCGGCGACCUGGAGAAAGGAUGGUGCUGUUGGGUGGGAGUGCUGCCCACCCGUGACUCUGAUGCACGACGGCCUUACCUUAGAUCUGGAAAAGAGCCUGGCGGAGAACGAGGUGACCAUCCCGGGUGCCCGCGCACGGCGCGAGGGUGAGAAGGUGCAGCUCUGCUUUGAUACGCAGCACCUUGGCAUUUCGACGAAGAGGAAGCUGCGGCUGGAAAUGGAGGAACAGCUGAAGGAGAAAAGACAACUCGAGGACAUGGAGCGCGCCCGCGAAAAGCAAAUUCGUGCGGCUCGGGCCAACGAGAUCUUCGACGAACAAAUCGCUCAGCACGUGCCGUGGAGAGAGUCGGGGUGGACCGGCAGCAGUUUGAUCGGUGCCGCGGCUGUGAACGUGGUGAACCGGCUGUUGGGUGAUCCGGAUCCCGACGUCAAGAAGCCCAAGCAUUACCUUGAGCGUUUGAGACCUGAACAGGAGUAUCUUGGCCGAGAUUUCACGAAGGGGGUGCUUUCUUUGCUGCGAGCCAGUGGUGGUUCUAGCACCCAGUGUUGGGCCUACUUCGUACACCACCAGGAGCUUCGCGAGCGUUUCGAGCGUGCCAAACAGGGUCUCCAGGCGGAUGCCGCCAACAUUCCGAAGAAGAAAUCGACCACCACCAGCAGCGUUGGACCUGACUUGGCGUUUUUGGGUCACUUCGAUCCCAGUGGAAUCCCAAAGCUGCAGAAGCGCCGCUAA
Messenger RNA from Cladocopium goreaui, 885 nucleotides. The record is from the annotation of a GenBank genome assembly. NCBI's taxonomy places the organism in Eukaryota, Dinophyceae, Suessiales, Symbiodiniaceae.